Messenger RNA from Humulus lupulus (European hop), 1593 nucleotides. RefSeq lists its product as uncharacterized. The record is from RefSeq and is a predicted model, not a curated record. Bases 1 to 1593 code for a protein of 530 amino acids. The transcript has 5 exons. NCBI's taxonomy places the organism in Eukaryota, Viridiplantae, Streptophyta, Magnoliopsida, Rosales, Cannabaceae.
AUGAUUCAAUCUAUGCAUACUGGAAAAUUUUUAAAACUGCAAGGGCAAAAGGCUUGGGACGCUCUUGAAGAAUUUGCUGUAACCGAGAGAGAAAAAGGAAGAUUUCCUAGCCAACCCAUCCCAAAUCCUAAAGGCCAAUAUGAAAUAGGAACUCCUAGUCAUAAAGAAGAAGCUAAGUCUAUCUCAACUCUUAGGUCCGGAAAACAAAUUGUCAAACCCGAUUACACACCUCAAGUUGAAAAAGACCAAAGCCAACCUCAAAGUUCCAACACAAAUGACCUUUCAAAAGAUGAUGCUCAAAUCCUUCCUUCCAUCCCAAAAGCUCCUUUUCCACAAAGAUUAAUUCCACUUAAGAAAGGCAACCAAUAUAGUGACAUCUUAGAAGUUUUCAAACAAGUAAGCAUAAACAUUCCUUUCCUAGAUGCCAUUAAACAAAUUCCUGCCUAUUCUAAAUUCUUAAAAGACCUUUGCACUGUUAAAAGAAACACAAAUGUUCCAAAAAAGGCAUUUUUAACUGAACAAGUUAGCUCCAUAAUUCAACAUAAAAGCCUUGUGAAAUAUAAAGAUCCCGGUUGUCCAACAAUUUCAUGCAUCAUUGGCGAUCAUUUUAUUAACAAAGCUUUACUUGAUUUAGGAGCUAGUGUGAAUUUACUGCCUUAUUCUGUGUAUAAGCAACUUGGUCUAGGAGAAUUAAAACCAACUUCUAUAACACUUCAAUUAGCCGAUCGUUCAGUGAAAAUCCCUAGAGGUAUUGUAGAAGAUGUUUUAAUUAAAGUGGAUAAAUUCUAUUUCCCUGUGGAAUUUAUUGUUCUUGACACUCAACCUGUUGAAAAUGCUCAUGCUCAAAUACCCAUCAUUCUAGGUAGACCAUUUUUAGCUACAUCUAAUGCAAUUAUCAACUGUCGUAAUGAUGUAUUGAAAUUAUCGUUUGGAAACAUGACUGUUGAAUUAAAUGUUUUUAAUGUUGCUAAAUCUGUUGAGUGUGAGGAAGUGCAUGAAGUUAACAUGAUAGAGAAUAUGUGUGAAGAUGAUGGAAGUGACUUACUUGAUUUUUGUGAAAAAUACUUUGGUAUGAACUUGCAUAUUGAUGAUUUUAAUGAUGAUGUAAAUUCUUUGUUAGAGUCUAUACCCUUAAAUGAAACCAAAGUUGAACCAUUUUCACCCUUAGAUCAUGUUCAAUCAAUUUCCGAGUCUCCAAAGUUAGACCUUAAACCUUUGCCAGAAAAUUUAAAAUAUGCUUUUUUAGGAGAGUCUGAAACCUUGCCUGUUAUCAUAGCAUCUGCUUUAGAUAAAGAACAAGAAGGUGAAAUUCCUUCUCAUUGGUCUAAGCAUGACAAAUCUAAAUUUUAUUCUGAAGUAAAAAAUUUCAUGUGGGAUGAUCCUUAUUUGUUUAAAUAUUGUCCUGAUCAAAUAAUAAGGAGAUGCAUUCCAAAUUGUGAGGCAUAUCGAACUGCAUACAAAACACCCAUUGGAAUGUCCCCCUAUAGACUUGUGUAUGGAAAGGCAUGUCACUUACCCGUUGAGCUAGAACAUAGAGCCUAUUGGGCAAUUAAGCAAUUGAAUUUUUUCUUAGACAAAACAGAAUUUCUUUAA